GAGAGAGAGUGAAGAGGAGAGUUGAUAGCGAGAGACGAACACAAGAGAAGAGUACGCCGCUCCUGUCACACACUCCACCAGAGACCCCAAAAAACAGCUGAAGACUCUCUGGAGAUAACCGGACGCCUCUGGACAGGUCACCCCGGCGACGCGCGGACCUGCAUGGACGCACUGACCAGGCACAGCAGCAGCGGUCAGGGGGAGCCAGAGGGACAGAGCCCGCAGCAGCAGCAGCAGCAGCAGAGGAGGGGUGGUGGUCACGCGCUCACCCGUCGUCCACCCACAGGGCCACUGCAGAGGGCAGUCGUCGCGCUGGAGCUCGCGCCAGGGGGGAGCCUGGACACACGCCCUCCUCCCCUCUCUUCCGUCGGACCGGACCGCAUGAGGGAGAACGGCGCCAUGGCCGAGUGGUGGUAUCUGUGCGUGUGGAGCGAACCAAGAACUCCAAAGUUAUGCCCGCUAAUAUCCGCCCUGAAUCGCGCGGCUUAAAAAAGGAUUUGACGGGGGAGACGGCCGGCUUUUCUCUUCUCUUUUUGUUUGCCUCGUCGCUGCUUUCCGACUCGCGUCAGUCAGUCACUCCGUUAGUCAGUCACUCAGUCAGCCUCAAGUCAGUGCUGAUUCAUUCAUUCAUUUGUUCAUUUAUUCAUUUAUUCAUAACAUUCAUUCAUUCAUUCCAAAAAAGUGAGUUCAUCCAGAGGUGUGUGUGAGCUGAAUGCCGUCAGCUCCCCAGUUGUCCAGGCUUUGCUGCACCGGAUUUUUCACCUUCCCCUGGAGGAACUCUCCCAGUAUGAACCAGACGCCCAACAUCACCGUUGUCGCGGGUGGAGGUGCUGGUGGUAGUGGUGGUGCUGGUGGUGGUGGUAGUGGUAGUGCCAGUGGCGGCGGCGGUGGUGGCGGUGGCGCGUGGAUGACCUCUCUCCUGGGCGCCACGCUACUGAGCAUGUGCGUGCUGGGCAUGGCGGGCAACAUCUACACGCUGCUGGUGAUGCGCUCGGCCGCGCUGCGCCGCGCCGGCUCCAUGUACGUCUUCAUCCUCAACCUGGCGCUGGCCGACCUGCUCUACCUGGGCACCAUCCCGUUCGUGGUGUGCACCUACUUCGGCCACAACUGGUUCUUCGGCGAGACGGGCUGCCGCCUGCUCCUGAGCCUGGACCUGCUGACCAUGCACGCCAGCGUCUUCGUGCUGGUGGCCAUGAGCCUGGAGCGCUACCGGGCGGUGGCCGCGCCCUUCCGCGCCCGUCGCUCGGCGGCGGCCGCCCCGCGCGCCCACUGGCUGGCGGCGCUGGGCAUCUGGCUGCUGGCGCUGGCGCUGACGCUGCCCAUGAUGGUGAUGAUCCGGCUGCGCGAGGGGCGCCCCAGCCAGGCCGGCCUGGUCAAGCGCAUCUGCUUCCCCACGUGGUCGCCCGAGGCCUUCCGCGCCUACCUGACCGUGCUGUUCUUCACCAGCAUGCUGGUGCCCGGCCUGGUGAUGGUGGCGCUGUACGCCGGGCUGGCGCGACGCUACUGGGCGGCGCAGGCCAACUUGGCCAAGGGAAGCGGUGGCGGGGGUCGAGAUCGCUCGGUGGCGUCGUCGUCGUCGCGGAAGCGGCGGCGCAGCCUCAAGCACAAGGUGGUGGCCAUGAUCUUCAGCAUCGUGGUGGCCUACUGGGCGUGCUUCCUGCCCUUCUGGGGCUGGCAGCUGGCCAAGCUCUUCUCGCCCGACGCGCUGCGCGUGCUCUCGCCCGCCGCCCACACCUACGUCAACUUCUUCGUCACGUGCCUCACGUACGGCAACAGCUGCGUCAACCCGCUGCUCUACACGCUGCUCACGCGCAACUACAAGGACUACCUGGCGCAGCGCAGCCAGGCCACCGCCUCCAGCCGGACAGAGGCCGCCUCGGCCGUCCCCGCCGCCAUCGGGGCCCCCGCCACCGCCGACACCCAGGAUUUGUAACCGUAAAAAGUCGCUUCGUGGGUUCGUCGUAAUCGCCGGAUGAGAGUAACGGGACUUUGAACACCUCGGUUUUUCUGCUGAGAACCUCAAAGGAUGUUUCUCCGAUGGGAUUUUGGUUGUUCCCUCUUAAAGACAAGUGGUUGGGGGCACCCUCGUUGAGUGAAUAUAUUCACCUGACCCCAUUUUAGUGGAUAGCGGUCUUGUCUCUUCAGAAUGGACAGGUGUUGUUGGAGUGUUUGAAGGUCACCUGAGACAUCUGAUCCAAGUGUAACCGCUUUACCGAGUACACCAGCAUGGGUUUUGUGUCUGUGUAUCUGGAAGAUAAUGUUACUGAAAUGAUAAUGAAUGAUAUGAUAUGAUAAUGAAUGAUAUGAGAUGAUAAUGAUAAUGAAUUGAAAAAAGCUCCACUGAGGGGAAAGUGUAGAGACCAGCAGAUCACUGAGUUGUGAUCCAUGUUGACAUGCAAUUCUACCGAACAAAGUGCUUACUUUUGAACUAUAUGUUAAUUUACUUUUUCAUUUACUGUAAUUGUUACACGCAUAGUGCCUCGUCAUUGUUUUGCACAUUGAGAUAUAUGGCAGUUAGUUUUUUGAGUUUAAUGAUUCCUUCUACUAUCGUCAUAGUAAACGUGUAAAUCACAA
Messenger RNA from Sardina pilchardus (European sardine), 2574 nucleotides. RefSeq names its product urotensin-2 receptor 4 (gene uts2r4). Gene Ontology annotation, cellular component: plasma membrane. Gene Ontology annotation, biological process: neuropeptide signaling pathway. Bases 713 to 1933 code for a protein of 406 amino acids. Gene Ontology annotation, molecular function: urotensin II receptor activity. The record is from RefSeq and is a predicted model, not a curated record. The transcript has a single exon. NCBI's taxonomy places the organism in Eukaryota, Metazoa, Chordata, Actinopteri, Clupeiformes, Clupeidae.